Sceloporus undulatus (fence lizard) is the source of this 951-nucleotide messenger RNA. It is a transcript of the gene MRPS12, whose product is annotated as mitochondrial ribosomal protein S12. NCBI's taxonomy places the organism in Eukaryota, Metazoa, Chordata, Lepidosauria, Squamata, Phrynosomatidae. Gene Ontology annotation, biological process: translation. Gene Ontology annotation, cellular component: small ribosomal subunit; ribosome. Gene Ontology annotation, molecular function: structural constituent of ribosome. The record is from RefSeq and is a predicted model, not a curated record. Bases 336 to 689 code for a protein of 117 amino acids. The transcript has 2 exons.
UCGGAGGCUCCGGUUCGAACCCCGCCUCCGAGGAACCCUGGCCCAGUGGCCAAAGCCAGAGACAGCAAGGGAAGGCGGCUGCGUCCUGGGCUUCCAGGAGCCGCUAUGGCAGCCAUGGAUAUCCAGGAUGCAAUGGCUGUCUAUGAAACGUGGAAGAGAAUGGCUAUCUAUGGAUAGGGUUGCCUUCUGUAUCUCUCUUGGUUGCUGGCGUUUGAUGGCGACCUUCUCCUGGGCUUUCCUUGCCAAGGUCAUGAUGGUGACCCUUUGAGGCCGAGAGAGUGUGAUCUGACCAAGGAGCUGCUGCUGCUUCGGCCUUCCUGCUGCCCCUCCGGUUGAUGCCGCUGCGGUGCUCCGCCAUGGCCACCCUCAACCAGAUGCACCGCCUGGGCCCUCCCAAGCGUCCUCCUCCUAAGGUAGGUCCGCUGGGCGGCCACCCGCAGCUGAAAGGGGUCGUCCUGAAGACCAUGAUCCGCAAGCCCAAGAAGCCCAACUCGGCCAACCGGAAGUGUGCCCGCGUGCGGCUCAGCAACGGCAAGGAGGUGAUCUGCUUCAUCCCGGGCGAAGGGCACAACCUCCAGGAGCACAACAUCGUCCUGGUGGAGGGCGGCCGGACGCAGGACCUGCCAGGGGUCAGGCUCAAGGUCGUGCGCGGCAAAUACGACUGCGCCCACGUCCAGAAGAAGAAGUGAGCGCCGAUCGCAUGAGGAGAUCCUGCCGGGGUCGAGUGGCUUCCUUCCAGCAACAGAGAAGGAGGCUGAGCUGGUGACUGCAGUCGGUUGGGGGCCGGAGCCCAAAAUUAAACUCCUGGGGCCCUGACUUUCCAGGUCAGGAAUCUGAACAUUUCUUCCUUCUCUUGUUAUUCAAAGAACACAAGGGUUAAGAGAGCAAAGGGAGAUGGGCAAGAUGCUGUUCUGUUUUGGAAUAAAAAGUCAUUGGCAGAGAUGCCCUACA